AUGGAAAACAUCAAUAUCCCUUCCCCAUCUGCUAUUCUAGACAUCCAACGUCCCUCCACGUCGACUGAUGGGCUUUCCAACCCAUCUGUUUCUCCCAAGAAUUCGUCUGCAAUCCAGCGAGGUGCUGCCAAAGAUCGCAGCAAGCCAAAGCAGACCAAAAGCCGUAACGGUACGAAUAAUGAGCACAAGAGGCAUGAGCAGAGACAAGGGCACAGACGCUCCAUAAGUCGCAGCGCGCUGACGUCUUAUUGUUCACCUUAUCCAGGCUGCAAAACUUGCAAGGACAAGCGACUGAAAUGUGACGAGACCAAACCAAGUUGUAUUCAAUGUAGGAAGCGAAACGUGACGUGUGAAGGAUACAUAAAGAAAUUCCAAUGGCGCAACGGCUAUUGGCAGAAAAAUCUGAAUGGGGGCACAAAUGGCAGUGCAAAUACAAAAAAAGCUAUCCAAUAUCAGUCUAAUGAGAACUCAAGUUCAGAAACUUCAGGGUCAUCCAUUCCACAACACCAAUCCAGGGCAUCAAAGUCACAGCAAGCUGCGUCUAGUCUUCCUUCUUUGGGCUCAGGGUCUUUUAUGGGUCUUGCUGACCUGACCUCGAAGGAUGCAUUGCCUUCAAAACAUACGAAUAGGCAUUCAUUUAGCGACAAGGAUUCGUUUGGCAACCCAGAAGUGUUUGUUGGUCAGCUAACGCCAGUGAGCUUCGAUGAAGACAUUCUCGCGUCGUCAUUUACAGACAUCUCGCCUUCAGACCAGAUUUCAUGGAUUUCUGAUGCCUCAUUGGUUGCAGUAGAGCAAAAGUCGGAGACUGAGCGCGAGCCCAAACGUGACCUUGGGCGCAAAAAUUCCUAUGCACAAGAUGGUUUUAGCUUCGAAGAAUUGAUGGAAAUUGAUGACGAGGAUAUCGAGGAGAUAGUACGAAGGCCCGACCGAAGUAUGAAGUCCGGGCGGCCGGAAAACGCAGACAUGAAUGUCGCACCGCAUCACGGACUGUUCAACAUCUGCAGGGAGCCCAACCUCGGCGUUGCAAGUCCAGAGAUGUUGGUUUUGCAAUUUGACAGGGUGACGUGCGGGAUCCUGUCUGUAAAGGACGGUAUUCAUGAGAAUCCGUGGCGUACUUUGAUCUGGCCAUUGGCCAAGGAGACUCCGGCUUUGUAUCAUGCUGUGUUUUCGCUUGCUGCCUUUCAUUCAAGCAAAGAGGUUCCAGCCUUGAGAGUUCAUGGUGUGGAUCACAUGCGCCAGAGCAUCACCCACCUAGUGCACGACAUACGGAACAUGAGGGUUGAUGCAGCAUUAGCCACGAGCCUGGCGCUUGCUUUUGCUGAUACCUGGGACCAACACACUCGUACCUGCAUUCAGCAUCUGAAAGGUGCCAAAGCACUGGUCUCGCAAGUGGUGGGGCUUGGUGCUCAAGGCGAGAUGCGUGGGAUUAACCUGAGCAGGGUGCGUUUCCUUUACAACACCUGGCUGUAUAUGGACGUAAUUGCUCGCCUGACCUCUCGUGAAGAAUCGGGGGAUCAGGAGGUGGAUGCACCCUUUUUCCAACCCCCAAGCCACGCUGUACAUGAGAUUGAUCCUUUGAUGGGCUGUGCAACGACACUUUUCCCUCUAAUCAAUCAAGUGGCUCGGUUGGUUCAGCGUGUUCGCAAGACGGCAUCCAAUUCCAUCUCGCUUAUCUCGCAAGCCAUAGAGCUGAAAAGGCUUGUUGAGCAGUGGGAACCCCCGCAAUUCUUCGAGCCCCCAGAGGACCCAUCUUCCGAAGUCCAACAUAGUAUUCAAACAGCCCAUGCUUAUCGCUGGGCAACACUACUAUACCUUCACCAGGCGGUACCUGAGAUGCCGUCGGAGCCGACCUCCGAGCUUGCCAAACGCGUGCUGAUCUUGUUGGCUACCGUUCCUUCCAGUUCUCGAACCCUAAUCAUCCAGAUGUUCCCUCUGCUGGCGGCAGAAUCCGAAGCAGAGCAAGAGGAUGAUCGUCAGUGGGUGUUGAGCCGGUGGGAGUCUAUUCAAACGCGCCUCAUGCUGGGCUCAAUUGAUCGCUGCAUAGAGAUAGUCCGCGAAGUCUGGGCCCGCAGGGAUGCGUUCGAAGAUGAGAAACAACGGUUGCGGGGAUCGUCUGGGCGCGGGGCCAACUCUGUCAUGGAGACUUUGACGAAUGAUAGAGUACCUCUCACUAGCCUUAAGUCGAAUGAUCAAAUGGUCCGUAGUACCUACGCCAAGGAGCCAUGGAGAAGGACGAUCCAGGAGGAAUGGUUGGCCUCUAAGGCUACUAUUGGACACUCACGACGGAGCUCCGCCAUGUCCCCGUUGGAGAAUAUUGAAUUCGAAAAGACAGUUCGCGGCAGGUUGCACUGGAUUAACGUAAUGCAGGAUUGGGGAUGGGAAGCUCAUUCAUAUAGUGUUCCUGGGUUAAGACCCGGGUCUUUAGUGUGUUCGACACGAGCGCAUCUUCAUCACAGGGCGGGGGCGGCCACCACAAUCGUUAUUCUUGCUUCCUUUCCGACAUGGCUGCUCUCGCUGGGCUGUUUCGUCGGAAUUACUCGAGCUGGUAUUCGUCUCGGAGUCUUCGGCUGGAUCCUCUGUUGGAGAAGCUUGGGGCUUAUUCUUAGCCAGAUACGAUCGGAGAGAGGCCAGAUAAGGCUCCAGAUCGCUCGUUAUGGACACGGUAGUAGCCAUGGUUGCGAGGGCUGUACAAUGAUUGCCUGA
This is a messenger RNA of Aspergillus niger, 2703 nucleotides long. RefSeq lists its product as uncharacterized. The transcript has 4 exons. Gene Ontology annotation, molecular function: DNA-binding transcription factor activity, RNA polymerase II-specific; zinc ion binding; transcription cis-regulatory region binding. The record is from RefSeq and is a predicted model, not a curated record. Gene Ontology annotation, biological process: positive regulation of transcription by RNA polymerase II. Gene Ontology annotation, cellular component: nucleus. Bases 1 to 2703 code for a protein of 900 amino acids. Lineage: Eukaryota; Fungi; Ascomycota; Eurotiomycetes; Eurotiales; Aspergillaceae.